ACAGGUACGUUUAUCCCAUGACUCGCUACGUGGAUGAAGACCACAUAGCCAUCAAGCCAAUGUCUCGCGAGUUCUUUGAAAUCAUCGACACCAUACUCAACUCCGAGUAUUAUACUCCCAAUCCUCACGAUGCGUGCAUCCUCGUUCCUCCAGUAGACACAUUGAAUGAUAAUAACCUGAGGAAGGAUAAGAUCGCUCAGACACUGGCCAUGCUUCCUUACUGGUCAGAGGGUGAAAACCAUCUCCUCUUCACCAUGUUGCCGGGAACACCUCCAAUAUUUGACACAACACUGAACUUGGCACAUGGCAAGGCACUCAUGGCUGGCGGAGGAUUUUCCUCGUUUACAUAUCGUCGGGGAUAUGACGUCUCCCUACCCGUGUAUAACCCAGCCCACCAAGACUCCCCUGUAGGAAGAAAGCCAGUGGCGUCCCGUCGCUGGUUUGUGGUAUCAUCACAGAUCAACCUCCAUCGAGACUACCGUGAGGAUCUGGAGGGCCAGCAUAAGAACAAACAGAUGCAGCAUAAUGAUUUGCUCAUCUUGGACAAGUGUCAGCCCUUCACUAACCUCACAGUCAGGUGUCAUGGGUCGAAGAUAUUUUCCUACCCAGAGGUGCUAAGGGUAAGAGCUUGAGGAUGCGCACAAAUUAUUUCAUGUUUGCAUUCAGUAAAACAUUUUUACUUAUACUUAUUAGUGGAUAAUUUUGGAUUUUGGAUAGCUGGUUACAUCCUCUCGUCUAAUACAUUACAUUUGUUAACGAAUCAACAAUCCCUUAAAAAUGCGAUAUACAGUACUGUAUUGGUGAAAGUCAAAGCACUGUAAUAUUGAUGUUUUCUGUUCCUUGGCCAUGAUAAGUGUGCUUCAGGCCGGGCUCGGGGAGUAGAACAACUCCCAGAGCCUUCGCCAGGUAUGCUCCAGAUAGGAUAGGUGGAUUGCUUGGGUUCAUUUGUUUCUGGUAAGGCAUUUUUUUUUUUUUUUUUUUUUUU
This is a messenger RNA of Procambarus clarkii (red swamp crayfish), 985 nucleotides long. Lineage: Eukaryota; Metazoa; Arthropoda; Malacostraca; Decapoda; Cambaridae. The record is from RefSeq and is a predicted model, not a curated record.